CAAACAAUUGGGUUCACGUCAAUUUCUUUCACCCGCAAUAAUAAUUUGUUGAACUGGUAACUGCAAACUGUAAAGAUUGUGACCGAGUAUGAAGUUAAGUCUGUUGACCACUAUUGCUGCAUUCGUUGUGCUUCCUAAUUCACACGCAUUGAAACCAUCAAAGUCUGGAUUGCUUCUCACUCAACCUUGUCUGAGUACGACGGAUAAACGGUACGAUGCCAACUUCCCAAAGUCACUUGUUGUGCAAAACCCGUCAUGGAAACAAUACGAGGGAUUAUGGAAAUUCACAGCAACAAAUUUUGAAGGCGAUGGCAUCCCGGCUCAGCCUCAACCGCAUGUUCCUGCUUUGAACUAUCAACUAUUGCCCUAUACUCGAAGCGAGGCUGUAGCUUUCUACAAUCAUACCGCUGACGGCUCCAGAAUGAUGACUUACGGCUACUAUUUCUACCGUCCUGCACCUUCAUCCUUUUGCAAUCAAACGUUGGAACCGCCAUUCCAGAACGUAAUUGGGUCGGGAGUUUGCGGAGUGAAUGGUUUUGUCUCUGGCAAAGCUCAUUAUGGGACAAGCACCAAUGAGAAAGAAGGUGAACUGGAACUUUUUCGUUCUGUGGAAUCUGGUGCUCUUGGUAUAGAUGUAAUUGACUUUGAUCCUCCAGCAAAAGCCAGUUGGAUUGAUUCAAGCACAUUGUGGGGAACUACUACAAUUGAUGGAGUAUUCAGCCAGACCCAUUCCUAUGUGUUCCUGAACAACAAUACUGCCUUUGCCAGCCUCAGCGUAAUUGAUUUAAUCACAAGUUCAAGACAAACCAACUACAUUGCUAAAAUGACAAGAAUGGAUGAAACUGAGUGGAUUGCGGCGGUUGAGCAAACUUACAAAGACUACAAUAUAAUGGAAGAGGACAAAAUCCCUGUUCCUUUUAAAGACUUUUCCAUGGAUCCGGAGUGGUACCCGGCAGAGAAGGAAUGGUGUGGAGGAGUGGGCAGCGAUCCGGCAUGCGUUGAGUCACCAUUUCAAGAACCAGACGCCAAGUUGAAAACCGGUCCUCUUGUAGGAUUUGUCAUCCUUGGUCUUGCUUUAUUCUGUGUCCCAAUGUAUGGGUUAUACCGCUACCGACUUGGGCAACAGGUGCGCCGUAUCAAAACCUGUUUCAUACAGGGUAUUGCCAAAAAUAUCAACAUAGCUCCAACUCCAGGAGCACUUACCCAUGAAAAGUUGUUAGAAGAGUUCCAACACAUGGAUAAAGACAACGGAGGUACCAUUGAGAAAGCAGAACUUAAGCAAUGGAUGGAUGAGGGAAAAGUGGGCAAAAUUUCAGAUUCGGAUUUCAAUGUGCUAUGGAGUGCUUUAGACAUUGAUGGCUCUGGAUCUGUUGAUUUCAUUGAAUUCUGCACUUUCCUAAGCGGAUGCGGUGAGGCCUUUGAUGAGGUCUACAAUCACCAGCAGACUAUGUCCAAGGAACAAAAAUUGAAGUUUGCUUCCCAACGUUUUUCAACUCGGUCCCUUGCAAACAAUGGCUGUAUCUCAAACGAUAUAGAGGACAACUCUUAGAGAAGCUGGCAUGGACAAUAUUUGCAAAUUUGAAAAAGCACCAUAACAGGCAAUCACGGAUUGCAUUCACAAUCUUCAGACUUGUAUGGUCACAAUUUUUCAAAUUAUAUACUAUGCAAUAAUGUAGCUGUAUGCAAAUUUAUAGAACAAAAUAUCAAGCCUUCUUUA
Molecule: messenger RNA, 1717 nt
Organism: Phaeodactylum tricornutum CCAP 1055/1
Lineage: Eukaryota; Bacillariophyta; Bacillariophyceae; Surirellales; Neidiaceae
Exons: 3
Coding region: 89-1549 (486 amino acids)
Molecular function (GO): calcium ion binding
Source: RefSeq, a predicted model, not a curated record